Suillus clintonianus is the source of this 1461-nucleotide messenger RNA. Its product is annotated as UAA transporter. The coding region runs from base 81 to 1208 and encodes 375 amino acids. Gene Ontology annotation, molecular function: UDP-N-acetylglucosamine transmembrane transporter activity. The record is from RefSeq and is a predicted model, not a curated record. Lineage: Eukaryota; Fungi; Basidiomycota; Agaricomycetes; Boletales; Suillaceae. Gene Ontology annotation, cellular component: endoplasmic reticulum membrane; Golgi membrane. The transcript is spliced from 3 exons. Gene Ontology annotation, biological process: transmembrane transport.
GCGUUGCGGAUCGAAAAAGCGUUAUCCGCGAACCGCAGACCGCAGGCGCAGCAGCAGCUGCCGCAUUUCCUGCUUUCUUCAUGCUGUCAUUAUCAGACUGGAUCACCACUCUUUCAUUGGUGUUCGGAGGAUGCUGCAGUAAUGCCAUCACCCUAGAGCACAUCACAUCUCGAUACCCGAACGCAGGCGUCCUGAUCACCUUUUUCCAAUUCCUCAUUGUUUCAUUGUAUGGACUACCCAAGCAAUUCACAUUCAACAACCCUCCAGAAUCCAAACACGUGGAGAACGGACUGAAUGGCGUUGUAUCUGAUCCCAAAAUACGACGUAGGAGUUGGAUUCCUCGGCUAAAGAACCGGAGGGUACCUCUGCUACCUUAUUUCAUUCAGGUAGCACUGUUCUUCGUACUGUCGACUCUGAACAAUGCUGCUUUUGCCUACGACAUCCCUAUGACUGUGCACAUUGUGUUUCGUAGCGGUGGCAUGAUCAUAAACAUGAUCCUGGGAUGGAUAUUCACGAACAAGCGAUACACCACACGACAAGUCGCUUCUGUGCUUGUCGUCACAGCUGGCAUCAUAAUGACCACGCUCUCUGCCUCAAAACCCAAAACGCAUGCUGCCCAAAUAGACGCACCUCACGCCUCACUCUACGCGUUGGGCAUCUCCAUCCUUGCCCUUGCCCUCAUCCUCUCAGGUUUCCUGGGACUCAUCCAGGACUGGGUCUUUGCACGAUACAUCGCACCCGCUCAAGCUGCUUCCGAUCCCGCAGAACAAUCUUCAUGGCAGGAACAUAUGUUCUACCUCCACUCCCUCGCUCUUCCCUUGUUCUACUUCUCCAAAGACAACAUAUCGACGGAGCUCACGCGCAUGAGUUCUAGUCCGCCUGUUUUUCUUUCCCUGCCGCAGUCUGGACCUCUUGCACCAUACGAGGCGGGCCUCGUUGUGCCCUCAAUAUUUGUCUACCUCCUCCUGAACACGUGCACGCAACUCGUGUGUGUCGUAGGAGUCAACAGGCUCACUGGGCGCGUCUCUUCACUGAGCGUGACCCUGAUACUUACGGUGCGCAAGGCUAUCUCAUUAUUGCUGAGUGUCGCAGUGUAUGGAGGUCAGGGAAAAACGGAGAUGUGGGCCGGUGCGGCAUUGGUAUUUAUAGGGACCAUCGUUUAUUCGACUGGAAGCAAGCCGAAAGACAAAACAGAGAAGAAAGACUAGCGGGGGCCAUCGUAUAAUAUCGAUUGUUACUGAGAUUUAACUUAGAGGCUAUAUCCAAUACAUACCAUGUAUUCACCUGUUCUUCGUUAUGAUCCGGUCGUACUGCUGUCUGAUCAUGCAUGAAAGGUAGUACAGUGUAGUGCUGAACAAGAGCAACUGAGAUGGAUCACGAGGCUUAAAAAUUGUUGACAGGUAUGAAACAAGCGAGGCUGGUAUUGAUAUUCAAAUUCAGAUUGGAACAACACCGGCUUCA